Molecule: messenger RNA, 2011 nt
Organism: Synchiropus splendidus (mandarinfish)
Lineage: Eukaryota; Metazoa; Chordata; Actinopteri; Syngnathiformes; Callionymidae
Gene: pif1
Product: PIF1 5'-to-3' DNA helicase homolog (S. cerevisiae)
Exons: 13
Coding region: 37-1929 (630 amino acids)
Biological process (GO): telomere maintenance; DNA repair
Molecular function (GO): DNA helicase activity
Source: RefSeq, a predicted model, not a curated record
GCCGAUGCAGCUGCAGACAAACACAGGAAAGUUAACAUGUCUGCCGAGGACACUGGAGCCGACCUGCAGUGCUGCGUGACCGUGGAACAUCUCAACCCCUGCGGACAAGCAACUCGCAGACAAGUCAUCCGCAAAGCCGCUGUGGUUCUGGGCAGGAAUGAGUUCCAGGAGAUCAUCCUGCGGCUUUACGAUGGAAAAGUCCCGCAGAGUUAUGACCUGAAAGAGUUCAAGCUCUUCACAAAGUUUGUCAGGGAUGGCAAAUGCACUAUCAAGCUGGGAAACAUUCAGAUCCUCAUCUCCAACUGUCCACCAGAUCGACUCAGCCUCUUUCUUAAGACUCUCUCUGUAAAACAUAAAGUGUUGCAAAGCAGCAAGUCUCUUACCAUGAGGGAGAAGCUCAAGGCUGGUCUGCCUCGCAGCUUUGAGACCAUCAGCCCACUGCAGCUGAAAGACAUUCAGAAGAUUAAUGAGCUUCGAUGUACAGAGCCUCCUAAAGGACUUUCAGAUCGUACGAAUAGGACCUCAGUAGCGGGGUCAGGACAGCAGGUCAAAAGGUCAAGGAGUGAGACCAACUUCAGUCCGGUGAAGGGCAACCCCAGCAAGAAGCCUACUUUCUCUCUGCCGUCACGGAAACUCAACAAGGAGCAGGCGGCCGUGCUGAAAGCUGUGCUGAGUGGCAAGAACGUCUUCUUCACAGGAAGUGCCGGUACUGGCAAGUCCUUUCUACUGAAGAGGAUUUUGGGGUCCCUCCCUCCUAAAAGCACCUUUGCCACAGCCAGCACGGGAGUCGCCGCCUGCCACAUUGGAGGAACAACGUUACACAACUUCGCUGGCAUUGGCUCUGGUUCGGCCCCGCUGGAGCAGUGCAUCGAGCUGGCCCAGAGGCCCGGCGUCCUGCAGCACUGGACCAGCUGUCGGCACCUCAUUAUCGAUGAGAUCUCCAUGGUGGAGGCGGAGUUCUUCGACAAGCUGGAGGCGGUGGCUCGGUCGGUGAGAAGGUCCACGGAGCCGUUCGGAGGCAUCCAGUUGAUCAUCUGUGGAGACUUCCUCCAGCUACCUCCUGUGUCCAAAGGAAAGGAAAAAGCCAAAUUUUGCUUCCAGGGCAGAAGUUGGCGCAAAGUCAUCCAGCUCAACAUGGAGCUGACGGAGGUGCGGCGACAGACUGACCAGUUCUUCAUUUCUCUACUGCAGGCCAUCAGAGUGGGCAGGGUGACUGAGGAAGCCACUGCAAAACUUUUGGACAGCGCCUAUCACGACAUCGACCAGGAUGGAAUUGUGGCCACCAGGCUUUGCACGCACAAGGAUGACGUGGAGCUCACUAAUGAGAACAGGCUCCAGCAGCUGCCAGGGGCCGUGCGUGUUUUCGAGGCCCAUGACAGCGACCCAGCGUUGGUGAGGACAAUCGAUGCCCACAGUCCUGUCAACAGAGUCAUCCAGCUGAAAGUGGGAGCUCAGGUCAUGCUGACAAAGAACCUGGAUGUCGCUGGAGGUUUGGUGAACGGAGCACGAGGGGUGGUCCUUUCUUUUGAGCCCGGAGCUCACGGUCUGCCACGUGUGCGCUUCCGGUGCGGCGUGACCGAGGUGGUGAAGCCUGAGCGCUGGGUGUUCAAGUCAGGGGGCGGGAUCCACCUGAGCCGUCAGCAGCUGCCACUCAAACUGGCCUGGGCCAUCUCCAUCCAUAAAAGCCAGGGAAUGUCCUUGGACUGUGUGGAAAUCUCACUCGCCCGUGUCUUUGAGAGUGGCCAAGCCUACGUCGCCUUGUCCCGUGCUCGGAGUUUGGAAGGUCUACGGGUGAUGGAUUUCGACCCUCAUGUGGUCCGGGCUGACCCCGAUGUUUUGCUCUUCUAUAAGAAACUCAGAAAGGAGAGGCUGAUGAUGCAGGCAUCAAUGGACGACUUUAUUGGAAACGACAAGGAAAACUCCUGGUGAAGAAGAUUGCUGAACGACUUCCUUAUAAUGUUGCACAGAAAUCAUGGGUUUACAGAGACUUUUUUUUUAUUUUUAAUCCCCC